Messenger RNA from Ceratotherium simum simum (southern white rhinoceros), 3546 nucleotides. Lineage: Eukaryota; Metazoa; Chordata; Mammalia; Perissodactyla; Rhinocerotidae. The record is from RefSeq and is a predicted model, not a curated record.
AUGCCGCAGAAAGGAACGAAGAGCACCCUUCUGGACCCCUCUCAGCCGCUGGAUGACACGCUGUUGCCAUGGCCCCAGCACCAGAACUCCAACGGGUUGAGGCGACAGAAACGGGACUGGGUCAUCCCACCCAUCAACGUGCCAGAAAAUUCCCGCGGGCCCUUCCCACAGCAGCUUGUGAGGGAAGUUGAUGAGUUUCCUGUCAGUGUUUCGGGGGAGCUUGCUCCUGAAAGAAGCCCAAAUCACGGCGAGCGUGAAUACAGCUUGAUGGGGAGCGGGAAGCUGAGUGUGGAGCACUUCGAGGCUACUUCCACACGAUUCCAGGGCGACGGGUCACGGAACACCAUGCUCCUGGUGUCCCACGUGCUGAAUCCCUCUGGAGGCCAAAGAGAGGGCCGGGCCAGGCGGGAAGGCACAGGCCUGUGUCCCUCGGCACCUGGGACCACAGGUGCUGGGGGCCGUCAGUCUUGCAGAGAGGAGGCCGUGUGUCCCGAGUCCAGCAGCUACGCGGUGCGGACAGGGGCGUCGCUGGCCCUGCUCUGCCGGUCACUGACUGGUAGAGAUCCCCAGUCGCUGUUCCAGGGCCCAGCCCCCUUUGAAGCCCCAGCAGGGCUGAUUCCCCACUAUAAGCUCAUCAGCCGUACCCACUCGGGGACGGCUGCAAACAAGACAGUGACUGAGGAAAAGCAGAGCGAGGUCCGCCGCCAUGCCCCGCACCCCCGGUCCAGCGUCCCUCCCGCCUCCUUCUCAGACCCGCCCGCCUCUCACCUGGAGGCAAGUUUGGCUUUGGGUGCAUGGGGGUUGACCUCCAGGGACACAGAGCAGGACCCAGCGGGCAAGCAGCAGCCUCAGCAGUUCAGGGAGAGGCCCGAGCUGCAGGUGCCAGUGUGCAAGCUGCCGCCACCCGAGCAAGAAACCACGAGGACGGACCAACGGACAGAGAAGAUGCUGGAGCUCAAACGGCCAAGCGGCAAAGACGACCCCUUCUGGAUCCGAUCUGACAAAGACAACGACAUUCCCAUCCGGUACAGCAUCACUGGCGUGGGUGCAGACCAGCCCCCCAUGGAGGUCUUCAGCAUCGACUCCAUGUCUGGCCGGAUGUACGUCACUCGGCCCAUGGACCGGGAGGAGCGAGCCUCCUACCAUCUCAGAGCCCAUGCCGUGGACAUGAACGGAAACAAGGUGGAGAACCCCAUCGACCUGUACAUCUAUGUCAUCGACAUGAACGACAACCGCCCCGAGUUCGUCAACCAGGUCUACAACGGCUCCGUGGACGAGGGCUCCAAGCCAGGCACCUACGUGAUGACAGUCACAGCCAACGAUGCUGACGACAGCACCACAGCCAACGGGAUGGUGCGGUACCGAAUCGUGACCCAGACCCCACAAAGCCCAUCCCAGAACAUGUUCACCAUCAACAGUGAGACAGGGGACAUCGUGACAGUGGCUGCUGGCCUGGACCGAGAGAAAGUUCAGCAGUACACAGUCAUCAUUCAGGCCACAGACAUGGAAGGAAACCUUAACUAUGGCCUCUCGAACACAGCCACAGCCAUCAUCACCGUGACGGAUGUGAAUGACAACCCGCCAGAAUUCACCGCAAGCACGUACGCAGGGGAAGUCCCUGAAAACCGGGUGGAGACGGUGGUGGCAAACCUCACCGUGAUGGACCGAGAUCAGCCCCAUUCGCCAAACUGGAACGCCGUCUACCGUAUCAUCAGCGGGGACCCCUCGGGGCACUUCAGCAUCCGCACGGACCCUGUCACCAACGAGGGCAUGGUCACCGUGGUGAAGGCGGUCGACUACGAGCUGAACAGAGCAUUCAUGCUGACCGUGAUGGUGUCCAACCAGGCGCCCCUGGCCAGCGGGAUCCAGAUGUCCUUCCAGUCCACAGCGGGGGUAACCAUCUCCGUCAUGGACAUCAACGAGGCCCCCUACUUCCCCUCAAACCACAAGCUGAUCCGCCUGGAGGAGGGCGUGCCCACCGGCACCGUGCUGACCACGUUUUCAGCAGUGGACCCCGACAGGUUCAUGCAGCAGGCCGUGAGAUACUCAAAGCUGUCGGACCCGGCAAACUGGCUGCACAUUAACGCCACCAACGGUCAGAUCACCACGGCGGCCGUCCUCGACCGCGAGUCCCUCUACAUAAAAAAUAACGUCUAUGAGGCCACCUUCCUGGCGGCGGACAACGGGAUCCCCCCGGCCAGCGGCACCGGGACCCUCCAGAUCUAUCUCAUUGACAUCAAUGACAAUGCCCCUGAGCUGCUGCCCAAGGAGGCGCAGAUCUGCGAGAAGCCCAGCCUGAACGCCAUCAACAUCACAGCCGCCGAUGCCGACAUGGACCCCAACAUCGGCCCCUACGUCUUCGAGCUGCCCUUUGUGCCGGCCACUGUGCGGAGGAACUGGACCAUCACCCGCUUAAACGGUGACUAUGCCCAGCUCAGCUUGCGCAUCCUGUACCUGGAGGCCGGAAUGUACGAUGUCCCCAUCAUCGUCACAGAUUCUGGGAACCCUCCCUUGUCCAACAUGUCCAUCAUCAAAGUCAAGGUGUGCCCGUGCGACGAGAAUGGUGACUGUACCACCAUUGGCGCGGUGGCAGCGGCUGGUCUGGGCACGGGUGCCAUCGUGGCCAUCCUCAUCUGCAUCGUCAUCCUGCUGACCAUGGUCCUGCUGUUUGUUGUGUGGAUGAAGCGGCGGGAGAAGGAGCGCCACACAAAGCAGCUGCUCAUCGACCCCGAGGACGACGUGCGGGACAACAUUCUCAAGUACGACGAGGAAGGGGGCGGCGAGGAGGACCAGGACUACGACCUCAGCCAACUGCAGCAGCCAGAGACCAUGGAGCAUGUGCUGAGCAAGGCCCCCGGAGUGCGCCGGGUGGACGAGCGGCCCGUGGGCGCCGAGGCCCAGUACCCGGUCAGGCCUGUGGUGCCCCACCCGGGAGACAUCGGCGACUUCAUCAACGAGGGACUCCGGGCGGCCGACAAUGACCCCACAGCACCCCCCUACGACUCAUUGCUGGUCUUCGACUACGAGGGGAGCGGCUCCACCGCGGGCUCCGUCAGCUCGCUGAACUCGUCCAGCUCCGGGGACCAAGACUACGAUUACCUGAAUGACUGGGGGCCCAGGUUCAAGAAGCUGGCAGACAUGUACGGAGGCGGUGAGGAGGACUAACCGGCCCCCUCCUCGGACCAAAACGAGAACAGCACUCGGACGGACGCCGGAGGAGCAGGACUGUGGGAGGCAGCUGGUCUUCCCAGCUUCCUGCGGACGUGUCAUUAGUGGUGUGUCAGGGGUCCCUCCCCGCCCCAGCCCCCCAACAUUGAGCUGUCUGGCAUGAACACUUCUCGCCCCGCGGCGCCCCGCCCACCACAGUAGCUGAGUUAGCAGUAAAGGGGAGCGAGAGGCACUCUGUCUUAACUUGAAUUUCUUAGAACAGAAGCACUGUUUUUAAAAAAAAAAAAAAAAAUGAAAGUGCCUUUUGGUACACGUAUCAGAUUCCCUCAAACUCAGGAGUGACUACAAGCAAAAGCAGAUAGACCAAGUCCCCAGCCC